AUGCCGUCCAGCAGGAGGACCAACCGCGGCUCAGACACGGAGCUCGUUUGGGCCUCCUCAGUCCAGGAAUUCAAGGGGUCUUUCCAAUUUGUGCAACCGAAGAAGCCCCCCGGCAGGGACAGACGCGAUCGCCGUGCUCGGGGAUCCAGCGAAGACGACGAAGGAGAGGCAAAGGAGGGCGAGACAAACCAGGAUACCGCAGAGAAACAAGCGACCGGUGAAGGCAUCGUGGAGUCGUUCAUCGACGAGGAACUGCGGGCUGGGGGUCCUUUCCUGUGUCCGUUGCCUGCCACAUUCAGGUCGUUGUCGGACCAGGUGAGCCGAUAUGAUGAUAUCUUCAACGACGACGGGAUGAGAGAGGCUGUUGAAGCAAUCAUCAAAGAGCAUGGGAUUCAGCGCAAGACCUGGGGCGUGGGACUACGGAGGGCAGACUGGUUUCCCGAAGACGACCCGAUCGUCACCCUGCUUAUUGAAGCCACAAAGACGGCGGUGGAAGACAAAUGGGUUGAGCUAUCCAAAGCCUUACGCAGGUUCCUGAUUAUGCGGGGGUUUCCAGAUGCGAGCGUUGAAAUAAUUGACCCUCGCGCGAUGCUCCCUCGAUUUACUCACCCCCUCCUACGCAGUGAUCAACUGUUUCCACUCUGGGACCAAAUUCUGUCCAUCAUCCUUGACUCUAUAGAUCUCACAGACAUCACUGUGAUCUCCUGUUGGCGGUAUGGUGUUUCCUCAACCACAGAAGAGAAUCCUCCAACAAUCAUUGUCACUGUGAAGCGUGACUCAAUCAGGACGUGGAAGCCCCUUCGAGAGAUGAUAGUGAGUAUUCUAGAUACUCACUAUCUUGAUGAUGUCUCAGUCAAUAUUGAGAAGGGUAGUGUGUUUCAGUGUAUUAGCAAGGCGGACGUUCGUCUUCCAACAUCCCUAUGGCAACAGGCAAAGGCCUUACCUGGUGUCAGCCUUGGUAACACCCUGAACACAGAUUCUUCGGGCACCUUUGGGGGGUAUAUUGAACUUCAGAAUAAGAAGGGUGAAUGGGUUCGCUUUGGGCUGACAUGUUACCACGUCGCCCUUGCGGCUGAUAAGGCUCUAGACGAUAAAAAUAAGCAGGUUCAGGGCGGUUGGCACAUCAAGGGGAUUGAAUGGGAGAACCAUUCUGCGAAACAGAUACUCACUCUACAACAGGCAAGCUACCAAGACCUACAUGAUGAGAAGGAAGCUCUUCAAGAGCGCAUUCAUGAGAUCACUAACCCUGAGUUCCUUGAAAGCCGCGCUCUGGCAGCAAAGGGAGAGCUCUUCCCGCCCUUCAAGAAGGUCUAUGAACAUCAAGAAUAUAAUCUGCACAAAGAGGAGACCACCCUAACCCAGAUGGAUACCUUGGAAGAGCGGCUAAUUGGUUAUACUAUAUGUGCAUCAGGCUUUCGACGCAAGUUGAUCCCCGGCAGUAAGGAUUUUAUGCACCUUGACUGGGCGCUCCUUAUGAUGGAUAAGCAGCGUAUGGGAACCAACAGGGUAGAUGCAUAUGGAGCACCCCGCUUCAGUCUACCAGACGUCACUAUCGGCCAGCCAGUCCAGCCAGAGCAUGGAAUGCCCGUUUAUAAGAUGGGGCGAUCAACUGAGUGGACUAUGGGCAUCUAUAAUGGUCUCAAGGCUGCAUAUAUCGAUACAAUCAAUGAGAAGGACGAGACGACACAGGUUUCAACGCAUGAAGCUGUUGUGUGUGGAGUCAAGGGUAGAGAGUUUGCGGACAAAGGCGAUUCGGGAAGCUUUGUGUUCACCACGAAUAUGCGGUUUGUCGGCAUGAUUUCCGCAGGAAAUGGCAAGGGGAACGGAUACAUCACUUUGGCAUCUCAUCUAUUUGAAGAUAUCAUGGCAAGCACAGGAGCUGUUGCUGCUCGUCUCCCACUGGACUAAGCAGCGCAGUCUUUUUUUGGCCUAUCUGCAGACUCUAUCUUCCCAAUAGCAGUUGACCCCUGCAUGAUGUCUUAAUCUAAUAUCUUUCGACUGGACUCUCCUCGUUGCUAUUUAUGGACUCUACCCUUUAUAGUGAGAAGAGAGCGACUCAUACUCGAUCGAAGGUCUCUAGUAUGUUAGAAUAUAGA
Messenger RNA from Penicilliopsis zonata CBS 506.65, 2096 nucleotides. RefSeq lists its product as hypothetical. The transcript has 2 exons. The record is from RefSeq and is a predicted model, not a curated record. Lineage: Eukaryota; Fungi; Ascomycota; Eurotiomycetes; Eurotiales; Aspergillaceae. Bases 1 to 1908 code for a protein of 635 amino acids.